This is a messenger RNA of Micropterus salmoides (largemouth bass), 898 nucleotides long. Its product is annotated as histone H4. Gene Ontology annotation, cellular component: nucleosome. Gene Ontology annotation, biological process: nucleosome assembly. The record is from RefSeq and is a predicted model, not a curated record. The transcript has a single exon. NCBI's taxonomy places the organism in Eukaryota, Metazoa, Chordata, Actinopteri, Centrarchiformes, Centrarchidae. Gene Ontology annotation, molecular function: DNA binding; protein heterodimerization activity; structural constituent of chromatin. The coding region runs from base 33 to 344 and encodes 103 amino acids.
UUUUCCUUCGGAACGAACUAGACGCUGAGAAAAUGAGCGGCCGCGGAAAAGGAGGAAAGGGACUCGGCAAAGGAGGCGCCAAGAGGCACCGUAAAGUGCUCCGUGAUAACAUCCAGGGCAUCACCAAGCCCGCCAUCCGCCGUCUGGCUCGCCGCGGCGGAGUCAAGCGGAUCUCCGGUCUGAUCUACGAGGAGACCCGCGGGGUGCUCAAGGUCUUCCUGGAGAACGUGAUCCGCGAUGCCGUCACCUACACCGAGCACGCCAAGAGGAAGACCGUCACCGCCAUGGACGUGGUGUACGCUCUGAAGAGGCAGGGCCGCACCCUGUACGGCUUCGGAGGCUAAAUCCGAUCCUCUAACGACACAACAACCAAAGGCUCUUUUAAGAGCCACCCAACUACCUCAAAGAGCUCAUUCCUUAAAUCUUGAGACAUCAUACAAAAAGGAAAACUAUAUAAAUAUUACUUUUAUUGUGUAGUAAGUGUUGGUGUGGAUUCACUUGAACAAGAAGCUGAUGUGAAUAGAACAUUUCUCAACAAAGAUGUUUGAUUUUUACAUGGAAAUAAUGGUAAGCAGAAACUACAGCAAAGUGUACAUAUCUAAAUAUAAAGGAGUGAAAAUGUACAGAAGUGUAAACUUGUUGUGAUUAGGUGCUAGACAUAAACAUGCAGUGUCCAUAAAUAUAUAUGUAUAAAAAUACAUAAAUAUGGAAUAAACAGUAGGUUAUUGACAUGCAUUACUCUGGAUUUGUGGUGAUGGUGCAGUGGAUAAGACACAUUCCUUUCCUGUGGCACACUCACCAAUGGGUUCCUGAGCAAGACACUGAACGUGCGACCUAUGACAUAUCAAGCAAUUGUAAAUCGCUUUGGAUAAAAGCGUCAACUAAAUUAAUAAAUGUA